Cadophora gregata is the source of this 2869-nucleotide messenger RNA. RefSeq lists its product as uncharacterized. Lineage: Eukaryota; Fungi; Ascomycota; Leotiomycetes; Helotiales; Ploettnerulaceae. The coding region runs from base 744 to 2582 and encodes 612 amino acids. The record is from RefSeq and is a predicted model, not a curated record. Gene Ontology annotation, molecular function: ferroxidase activity; copper ion binding. Gene Ontology annotation, cellular component: high-affinity iron permease complex. Gene Ontology annotation, biological process: reductive iron assimilation; cellular response to iron ion starvation. The transcript has 9 exons.
AUUGCUUGUUCCCGCUUUGCUCCAGCGAUCGACUUGGCGGGCUGGCCGGCCAGGAUAUUAGCUCUCCGCACUCCUGUGCUCUCACUUGCAUGCAGCUGAGCAUCGACGCAUAUUUGUGGAGCGCAAAUUCCCGCACUGCAUUUAACAAGCUCAUCAACGUGGACCGUGGACUGACUCGAGCCGUGGAAGCCACACGAAGACAUUUCUCUUGUCAACACCAUCCAAUACGAGCCUUCACAAGCAAAGCCAAACCGACGCCUUCAAACUCAAAAAGCAACGUCCGGCCUAUCUAAUCUGCAUCUUCUCCACCACAUUGGUUGGGCCAUCACUAGAUUACAGGGCUACAACUUGUAAAGGCUGCCACCAAUCUCCAAUCACGCCAUAAAAACUCGGAUUCUAAGCCACCCAUUAUCCAGCUCUUCCCGGCCUUCAAUCUGAUAAGCUUGCUCGUUUCGCAGCACCAUUAUCAGAUCAUCUUAUCAGUUCUCAUCUCAAACGGACUGUAAUCCUAGCAAGGGUGCUUGCGUUCUGAAGGGUCACACACCUUGUACACUUCCCGCCUCUGAUCCGGCCUCGGCCGUUGCCAGCCCAGCAUUGUGGUCCCCUCGAUAAGUCGACGACAUCUUCGAAGUAAUUCUCCAGAAGAGCGCAGGACGACUCCCUGUCAACCUCCUCAAAGUCGCUCAGGACAUUGCCACGAGGCACAACGACCAAAAGAGAUCCAAAGUCUCCAACAGUCAAAGAUGGCGAUUUCGUUGUCUUUCUUCCCUAUAUUAUCUCUUCUGUUUGUUAUUGUACCAGAGAUCGUUCAUGCGAAAACUGUCACCUACGAUUUCAACAUCACAUGGGUUACUGCGAAUCCAGAUGGCAUCUUUUCGAGACCCGUCAUCGGGAUCAACAAUGCCUGGCCUCUCCCGGUAAUGACGGCUACACUUGGUGACCAAGUUGUCGUCAAUGUCAACAACCAGCUCGGAAAUCAAAGCACAUCUUUGCAUUUCCAUGGCCUCUUUCAGAAUGGAACAAACGCUAUGGAUGGACCAUCUUUUGUGACGCAGUGUCCUAUUCCAGCAGGAUCUUCCUUUACAUACAACUUCACGGCAGCUCAAUCUGGUACUUACUGGUAUCAUUCCCACAACAUGGGGCAAUAUCCCGACGGUCUUCGCGCUCCCUUCAUCAUCCACGAUCCCGAGUUUCCAUAUCAAGAUCGAGUUGAUGAGGAAAUUGUACUGUCCGUUUCAGAUUGGUACCAUGAGCAGAUGGCGACGUUGAAACCGAAAUUCCUCAACAAAGCGAAUCCUACUGGCGCAGAACCAGUUCCACAGAAUGCCCUCCUGAACGACACGCAGAAUCUCACUGUUUCGAUCCAGCCUGGAAAGACAUACCUAUUCCACGUUGUCAACGUCGGUGCAUUUGCUGGGCAGUAUCUAUGGUUCGAAGGUCAUAAUAUCACAAUAGUUGAGGUUGACGGGGUUUUCACGGAUCCAGCUGAGGCAUCUAUGAUUUAUAUUUCAGCGGCGCAACGAUACAGUUUCUUGCUUACCACCAAGAAUGAUACCUCCACUAAUUAUGCCUUCGUUGGCAGCAUGGACACCGACCUCUUUGACACUCUACCCGAGGAUCUUAACUGGAAUGCAACGGGAUGGUUGGUUUAUGAUGACUCCAAGCCCAUGCCGGAACCUGCAGCCGUAGAUUCCCUCGAUCCUUUCGACGAUUUUGCACUGGUACCAGUCGACAAGAAGCCGCUUCUACGCGAUGCUGACCAAACAAUCACUUUCGAUGUUAUCAUGGACAACUUGGGCGAUGGGCGGCCAUAUGCCUUCUUCAACAACAUUACUUGGGUCAAGCCAAAGGUCCCUACACUAUACACAGUCAUGAGCACUGGCGAAGCAGCUACCAACCCCUUGGUAUACGGAGAAUUCUCGCACUCUUUUGUGCUUGACAGACAUCAAAUAGUGGAGAUCGUGGUGAAUAAUCUCGAUUCGGGAAAGCAUCCAUUCCAUCUUCACGGGCAUAACUUCCAGACGAUUGUCCGUUCAGAAGACGGAGCUGGAUCAUUCGAUGCAUCCAACUCAAGCCAGACCAACUACCCUGCGAUUCCAAUGCGAAGAGACGUUGUAGUUCUGCGUCCCGAGGGCCACAUGGUUCUUAGAUUCGAGGCGAACAAUCCUGGAGUUUGGCUAUUCCACUGUCACAUCGAGUGGCAUAUGGACCAAGGACUGAUUGCAACUAUGAUUGAAGCUCCUUUGGAUAUACAAAAAUCCCAGAGCAUUCCACAAAACCACUUCGACGCAUGCACAGCUGGCAAGAUUCCUUCUGUUGGCAACGCCGCUGCUAAUACGGAAGACUUCCUUGAUCUGAAAGGUGCCAGCAGAGCCCCGAACCCCUUGCCAUCUGGUUUCACAGCUCGUGGCAUUAUCGCUAUGACUUUCAGCGUUCUGGCAGCUGUUAUUGGAUGUGCUGUUAUUGCAUGGUAUGGUAUGGCGGACAUGGGAGCUGCAUCGAUGGCCAGUGAGGAACGGCGUAUCGCAGACAUGCACGCGGCAGGUCAAGCGUCUGUCAUAUCGGACACUCCUGCAAAGUAGAAAGAUCUUAGCUUGUAUGUUCUGGACUGAAUUUCGGGCUUUCAGGCUCCUGGCGUUCUGCAUUUUUGAAGAAGAUACCACGAUAGCACGAUGGAUCUUGCUGCACCUGUAUUGAAAUUAUUAAUUGUGGUAUGCAUAAAAGUAGAGCUAUGCAAAUAUGAUAAUGGCUUCUGUAGUAGAUGGUCAAUUUUUGAGCUGUCCCUUCUGUGGCUGCUAUCCAGUGUCGUGCUAUUGCUGUUUUAAGUAAUGUCGGAUCCUAGAAUUUGGAAAUGGUCACUAUUUUGAAA